AUGCAGCCUCGCGGGCUGGAGAGUGAUACCAAGCAGUCUUCGUUGUUUGCAAUCGGGAUUCCCUUCAUCGCAAUCGCCAGCGCCAUAGUGUUCCUACGUAUCUAUGUACGGGUGCGCUUGAUACGGCUGAAACUGGCUACUGAUGACUGUCUGAAUAUAGAUCUGAUGGUCUCUGGGGCGUUUUUCACAAUUUCGCUGUCAGUGGCUAACAUGGUUUCACUUGACAUUCCUACCGAAGACCUCACUCCGAUGUUGAAGGCGAAUCUUGCCACACGUCUGCUUUACGUUGUCGCGAUAUGUCUGGUGAAGUUCAGUAUCCUCGUUUUCUACCACCGACUAGACCCUCGACUACCCACGAGGUGGAUUGUAUACUUCCUAAUGGCAUGGGUUGCCGCAUUAUCGAUCGUUACGUUCUUUGUGCUGCUGUUCGUCUGCACGCCGCCAUCGCUGUUUUGGGAUCCUGCAGGUCAGGCUCUGCAUCCAGAGAAGUGCCUGAAGCAGGACACGCAGCAAGUGUUCUUCAAUAUCAACGGCAUCAUGAACAUUAUUCAAGACUUUGCUAUAUACAUCCUACCAAUGCAUAUCGUCUGGAAGCUACAGAUGCCACGCGGUCAAAAGAUCGCCCUGUGUGCUCUUCUAGGUGUCGGAUUGGUUGCCGUUGCAGCUGGCUGUGUGCGCUUCUAUUACGUGCUCUUCCUCUCCGACGAAGCCGAUAUCUGGUACUACAUGGCCGACUCGUUGAACUGGUGCAGCAUCGAGAUCUACGCGGCCAUCAUCUGCAGCUCGGCAUCUACCUUCAAAGUCUUGAUCAAGACCUAUCUUCCCAAAGUCUGGAGCAGCGCCGGGAGUCACGACAAGGCUUCCGGCACGCCUCGCGCACAGUCCGAUCGAUCGCAUGGCAGCAAAUUUGAGUUGAAGCGUUUUGGCACAUCGUCGAACAAGUCAAGUAGCAACAGGAAAUACGGGAUUGAGGGGCUCACGGAAAUUGAGAAUGAAAGCGAGGAAGCUAUUGUGCGGCCUGAAAGCAAGAUGGGCACGGAUAUCGGGAUUUUCGUGUCGCAACACUAGCUUAGUUGAUAGAGUCGCAGUAUCAAGUGAGGCUGAACAGCUGGGUGAUACGCAGAAGUGAGUGGCAAAAGGAUGGGUCGCUCAAGUUAAUGGCACUGAUCGCUCAUCCAGCUUUGAGUAUGCUAUGGAAGGAACUUCUCCAAGAUGGAUCACGAGGAAUUGCAAUGGAGAAGGCAAGCCACGUGGAAAUGUCAUGAGCUGAAAGACAAGUAUACGACGAACUCUUUCCUAAGUGCUGGCCACUCCAGGGACGGCACACAUGAUACCCGUUCUCGUAUUGGAUGGGUGAAAGUAGAAGUGCGC
Molecule: messenger RNA, 1371 nt
Organism: Alternaria rosae
Lineage: Eukaryota; Fungi; Ascomycota; Dothideomycetes; Pleosporales; Pleosporaceae
Exons: 5
Coding region: 1-1068 (355 amino acids)
Source: RefSeq, a predicted model, not a curated record